Cyclopterus lumpus (lumpfish) is the source of this 2219-nucleotide messenger RNA. It is a transcript of the gene lnpka, whose product is annotated as limb and neural patterns a. Gene Ontology annotation, cellular component: endoplasmic reticulum tubular network. Bases 202 to 1422 code for a protein of 406 amino acids. The transcript is spliced from 13 exons. The record is from RefSeq and is a predicted model, not a curated record. Gene Ontology annotation, biological process: endoplasmic reticulum tubular network organization. NCBI's taxonomy places the organism in Eukaryota, Metazoa, Chordata, Actinopteri, Perciformes, Cyclopteridae.
UAUGGACGUGGCCUCUUCGCACACAGGCGAUGCCUUGAAGGCCCCGCUCGUGUUCCACGUUGCUCUCCCACCGGACACUCCCCCAUCUUGACUCACAUACGCUCCGUCAGAGGACGGGAGGUCUGCUGUCGGAACCCGGGGGACGACUCCACUUUGGUGGAGAGGUUACUUGAUCUGAGGGUUCCCAAUCCUUGGAACAACAUGGGUGCAGUCAUCUCACGGUGGAGGACUAAGCCAUCCACUGUGGAGAUUUUGGAAGGAAUCGAUAAGGAUAUACAGAUCCUUGAAGAAUACAGUGAUAAGUAUCAGAGGCAGUUGAAGAUAUGGGUCGGGCGACUGCUUCUGUACUCGUCUCUUCUCUUCCUGAUCACGUGCAUAGUUGUGUAUUUGUGGUACCUGCCUGAACAGUUGAUGGGACGGCUCAUAUUGUCUCUUCCCUUCGUGGUAUUUCCAUUAUUAGUUUGGUUACUUCGAAAAAUACUUAUUAUUAUUUGUUCCCGAAGAACUGAAAAAAAUAAUGAGAAAUCAGAAGAUCUUAAAGCACACAAAAGGAAAAUACUUGAAGAAGUUAUGGAAACAGAGACAUAUAAAAAUGCUAAAUUGAUUCUGGAGAGAUUUGAUCCUGAUUCCAAGAGAAAAAUUGAGCUUGAAUCUACUCCAGUUGGACCUCAGAUGACUCCAAAACCAGGCCACGAGCUCCGCCAGCGCAAUGUCAACCCAAAGACCCCCUCAGUGGUGGUGAAUCCUGCAAGCGGAGCUGCUGCUCGCCCCCCUCUUACCUCUGGGCUCACCUAUCCUGGACGGUCCUCCCACUCUGCUCCAGGUGGGCCCCCAGAGAGGAGCCUGUCUGCUAUAGCUGCUCAGCAGAGCUUGAUGAGGAGGCCUGUGACCCCUGGAACACCUGUUCCAGGAGUCGGGAUGCAACCCCCAGGCCCGCCCAUGGCCAGACCAGUGGUCCCAAGAGAAAGAGGUGCUAUGGACAGAGUCAUUGAGUAUCUUGUUGGAGAUGGCCCUCAGAACAGAUACGCUCUCAUCUGUCAGCAGUGUCUGUCCCAUAACGGCAUGGCAUUAAAAGAGGAAUUUGAAUAUGUUGCCUUCCGAUGUGCAUAUUGUUAUUUCUUGAAUCCUGCAAGAAAGACCAGGCCUCAGGCCCCCAGACUCCCCGAGGCCACUGGAGAAGUGAAGAUGUCAUCUGAGGCAACCUUACCUUCGUCUGCUGCUGACGUAGACGAUGACCAAUCGGUUUUAGGCCAAACCAAGCUUGCUGAUGUCUCAGCUGAAACGGACACCCUGGAGCCAGGCACACCAACAACCACAGAGCCCAGCUCUGCGUCAGACAGCCAAAGCACCCCAGAGUCACAAGAUCUGCCCUCGGAGAAGUCUGACGGAGAGCUAGAUGUGUCUGCCAUGGAAGUGGAAUAAAACAAUGGAGUAGUUAAGUCGGGCUGGAACAGUUUUUUAUGAAGAAAAAUGUGAUAACCUUUGACUUGCAAGUAAAUGCCUUGAGUUGAAAUAAUCCAGUAACAAGUCAGCAGUUGAUGCGAUUUUCAAUUUACAGUACAGAAUGUCCUUUCUUUUGAGAAUUGCUUUUAUAGUUCUAGCAAUAGUGACAAAUUAAAUAUGAAAUUGCAUCAUGCUAGCAAUUGGUUGGAACCACCAAACAACCCAACUUCCCUGUAUGAUUACAUGUCCUUCCUGUUCUUAUAUCUUAUUCAGAACAGUAAGGAUUAUGCUAUGGUGUGGAUUUUGUAUAGGGAGUCUUAUCCCAUGUUUUCUUGAUUUUCUAUGUUUUAUUUGUUUUUCUAAAAAGUAUUCUAUUUGGGUUAAUUUGAUACUGCGGAAAAAAACAAACAAAUAUUUUGUGGGGGAAAUACAAUUUUAUUUAUCGGAAAUUAUUUAUAAAUAUUUUUCUAUAAUGCUUUGCCUUUCAUGACGCCGUUGACUGUUGUAUUCUGUAGCACGGUGAUGCUGACAACCAUGGUACCAUAAUAGGAAUACACAUGCAGUAUAUAUUUAUUGCUAAAACGUAGGAGAUUUGUCAGUAUGUGCACUUGUCCUAAUUGCCUUUUUUAUAUUUUAAGUUUCUGUUUCAGAGUUGUCGAUACAACCUAUUUACAUAUAGACAAUAAAGUCAUUAAACUGUUUACAGACUGUAUCUGUUUGCUGUAUGUCGGAAUUCUUGUUCUGUAUAAAUAAUACUAAAUAAACUUUUGAGAGCA